Molecule: messenger RNA, 3111 nt
Organism: Solanum dulcamara
Lineage: Eukaryota; Viridiplantae; Streptophyta; Magnoliopsida; Solanales; Solanaceae
Product: serine/threonine-protein phosphatase BSL1
Exons: 22
Coding region: 100-2730 (876 amino acids)
Biological process (GO): brassinosteroid mediated signaling pathway
Molecular function (GO): phosphoprotein phosphatase activity; protein binding
Source: RefSeq, a predicted model, not a curated record
UGGAACAUGAUUAUAGAAUUUUAAGUUAGUUUCAGAGCUUUCAAUUGUAGUCUUCCAAGUCUAAAAUUUGACCAGUGCAAAGUUUGUUACUUUUCAGUGAUGGGUUCAAAGCCGUGGCUACAUCCGGCUCCAACAUAUCGUUUAUUGGAGACGUUUUGGGAUACUGAUGAUGAUGCUCCAGGUCCACGUUGUGGUCAUACUCUCACUGCUGUAGCUGCUACCAAAACUCAUGGUCCGCGGCUCAUACUCUUUGGUGGUGCUACUGCUAUUGAGGGGGGCAAUGGGGCUGCACCUGGCAUAAGGCUGGCUGGUGUAACCAAUUGUAUUCAUUCAUAUGAUGUUCUUACCAGAAAAUGGACCAGACUUAGACCUGCCGGUGAGCCACCUUCACCUAGAGCUGCACAUGCUGCUGCGGCUGUUGGAACAAUGGUUGUAUUUCAGGGCGGGAUAGGACCUGCUGGGCAUUCAACUGAUGAUCUUUAUGUUCUUGACAUGACAAAUGACAAGUUCAAGUGGCACAGAGUUGUUGUUCAAGGUCAGGGUCCUGGACCACGGUAUGGCCACGUAAUGGACUUGGUUGCACAAAGAUAUCUGGUAACUGUCAGUGGCAAUGAUGGGAAAAGAGUUCUUUCUGAUGCUUGGGCCUUGGAUACCGCUCAGAAACCUUAUGCAUGGCAGAGGCUGAAUCCAGAAGGCGAUAGACCAUCAGCUAGAAUGUAUGCAACAGCUAGUGCUCGGACCGAUGGCAUGUUUUUGCUUUGUGGGGGGAGAGAUGCUUCAGGCACGCCCUUAGCAGAUGCUUAUGGCCUGCUUAUGCAUAGGAAUGGACAGUGGGAGUGGACUCUUGCACCAGGAGUGUCACCAUCAUCAAGGUAUCAACAUGCUGCGGUAUUUGUUGGUGCAAGAUUACAUGUUACAGGGGGUGCUCUUAGAGGUGGACGUGCAGUAGAAGGUGAAGCAGCUAUUGCAGUGUUGGACACUGCUGCUGGAGUUUGGUUAGAUAGACACGGGCUGGUAACUGCUUCACGUGGUAGCAAGGGCCACAAUGAACAAGAUCCAUCUUUGGAGCUUAUGCGUCGCUGUCGCCAUGCAGCUGCAUCUGUUGGUGUUCGGAUAUAUAUCUAUGGUGGUCUUAGAGGAGAUACACUUUUGGAUGAAUGUCUGGUUGCAGAAAAUUCUCCAUUGCAUUCUGACAUCCAUUCCCCGGUCUUAACAUCCGAGAGAGCCAUUGGCACCCCAAAUAACUCAAAUUUUUCAACAGAUCCUGAUGGAAAACCUGAGACCCACUCAUCUGGUGGGUUGAGCAUGGAUAAAGAUUCUAUGGAAAAAUUGACCAAGGAUUUUGCUGCUGAAGCUGAGGCUGCUAAUGCUGUCUGGCAAUUAGCGCAGGCUGCAUCUGCCACUCCUGAAGUAACAUCGGUCUCAGACGAGAGUUCUCAAGUUCCAGACACUGCUUCUGAGGGUAGCGACAGUGAAUCAGCUGUCCGCCUCCAUCCUAGAGCUGUUGUAGUUGCAAAAGAAACCGUUGGGAACCUGGGGGGAAUGGUGAGGCAAUUGUCAUUGGAUCAAUUUGAAAAUGAGAGUAGACGAAUGGUUCCCUCAUAUAAUGAUAUUUCGAAUCCAACAAAAAAAUUCGCACGGCAGAAAUCACCUCAAGGAUUGCAUAAAAAGAUCAUAUCCACUUUGCUUAGGCCGCGAAAUUGGAAAGCACCUGUAAAUAGAAAGUUCUUUCUUGAUUCAUAUGAAGUGGGUGAGCUUUGUUAUGCAGCUGAGCAGAUCUUCAUGCAUGAGCCUACAGUUCUUCAAUUGAAAGCCCCUGUCAAAGUGUUUGGUGAUCUACAUGGACAGUUCGGUGAUCUCAUGCGGCUGUUUGAUGAAUAUGGAUUUCCUUCCACUGCUGGAGACAUUACUUAUAUUGACUAUUUGUUUCUGGGUGAUUACGUUGAUCGAGGACAGCACAGCUUGGAGACAAUCACUUUACUCCUAGCUCUAAAGAUUGAAUAUCCAGAGAAUGUACAUUUGAUAAGGGGGAAUCAUGAAGCUGCCGAUAUUAAUGCACUUUUUGGCUUCCGUAUUGAAUGCAUUGAGAGAAUGGGAGAAAGUGAUGGCAUCUGGGCAUGGACGCGUUUCAAUCAACUUUUUAAUUAUCUUCCACUGGCUGCCCUCAUCGAAAAGAAAAUCAUCUGCAUGCAUGGUGGCAUAGGGAGGUCAAUAAAUUCAGUUGAGCAGAUAGAGAAGAUAGAGAGGCCAAUAACAAUGGAUGCUGGUUCGAUAGUCCUAAUGGAUUUGCUAUGGUCUGAUCCCACAGAAAAUGACAGUGUAGAAGGAUUAAGACCUAAUGCCAGAGGACCUGGUCUUGUAACAUUUGGGCCUGAUCGUGUAACUGAAUUCUGCAAGAAAAACAAACUACAGCUGAUUAUUAGAGCACACGAGUGUGUCAUGGAUGGAUUUGAAAGAUUUGCCCAGGGGCAGUUGAUCACUCUUUUUUCUGCCACCAACUACUGUGGAACUGCCAACAAUGCUGGUGCUAUACUAGUAGUAGGCAGAGGGUUGGUUAUUGUUCCAAAGUUGAUCCAUCCUUUGCCGCCUCCUCUUCUAUCACCUGAAACGUCUCCAGAACGAGUCAUGGAGGACACUUGGAUGCAGGAACUCAACAUUCAAAGACCGCCUACUCCUACUAGGGGUCGCCCACAACCAGAUCAUGACCGGAGCUCACUUGCCUAUAUUUGAUGCCUGGUCAUCUAUUCUGGAUAUUUCAAUUUGCUCUGCUGUGGAGUCACAAAUACCAUUGACUAUGCAUUCAUAAUUGAUUGAAAAUUCAGCAGAUAUUGUCUGUGUAUAUCUCCGUAGUCUUCAAAUGCCCUGGUGUAUUCUACAGAUACCAGUCAGAAGGCAUCCAACAUUGUAAAAUAGCUGGAGAGGUAGAGGUUUAGCUGUUAAAAGAGUGAAAAGUUGAUAUAGAUUAGUAUUAAUGCUGUUUAGACAAGGUUAUUUACAGUGAAAGGGAAGUAUUGUUAGCAGAGUGUUAGGUGUUGUGAUGUAAAAAACUAGAGAUAUCUUAUUCUUAAACUUGAUUAUUAGUGUGGUUUCUCUAUAUAACGUCUUCAAAUA